Molecule: messenger RNA, 1792 nt
Organism: Trifolium pratense (red clover)
Lineage: Eukaryota; Viridiplantae; Streptophyta; Magnoliopsida; Fabales; Fabaceae
Product: triosephosphate isomerase, cytosolic
Exons: 8
Coding region: 796-1554 (252 amino acids)
Biological process (GO): glycolytic process; glycerol catabolic process; glyceraldehyde-3-phosphate biosynthetic process
Cellular component (GO): cytosol
Molecular function (GO): triose-phosphate isomerase activity
Source: RefSeq, a predicted model, not a curated record
AUUUGUAGAUAGGGUGGGGUUAUAUAAGGUGUUGGUUGUUAAGUAUGAGAAAGAAGAAGGGCCAAUGAAGAAGGGAGGGGGUCGUGGAUCAGUUUGAUGGAAGGAUUUGUGGAAUAUUAGAAAGGGGUGGAGGUGUAGAUGUUGGUUGAUUUGGUAAUAACAUUCGUAUAUUUCAGAGGUUAUAUGAUCUUGCUUUAGACGCAGAUAUCUUGAAAAAAGAAUUUUUGUUUUUUUUUUACCGUGGAAAAACAAUUUUUGUUGUGACAUUUAUACCUGAUGAUUUUCGCUUAUGUUGUGCUCGUUUUUGUUUGAGAAUUUGUUUCUUGUAUAAUAUUUUGUAAUUUUAGGCACUUUCCAUGCUUCUUUAUUUAUUUUAAUAUAUUUUGAUUUUCUUAAAAAAUUUAAAGAAAAUCGGCUCAAUAAAUUAAUCUCUAAAAAAAAAGUGAAUUUUUUUCUUUUUGCUCAAGAAAAUAAUUUUUUUUUUCUUGUAUAAUUUUUUGUAAUUUUAAGCACUUUCCAUGCUUCUUUAUUUUUUAAUAUAGUAUUUUGGUUUUCUUAAAAAAUUUAAAGAAAAUCCGCUCAAUAAAUUAAUCUCUAAAAAAAAAAGAUUUUUUUGGUUUUUCUUUUUGUUCAAGAAAAGAAAAUUGAAAAUUGAAAAAUGCUUAAAGCAUAUUCUUAGGUUUAUCUAUAAACAAUAUAUAAGGUGAAUACAGGACACACACACACACUCACUCUAUUCUAGAACAACAACAACAACAACAAUUUCUCGUUGAAAUCGAAAACACCAACAAAAACAUGGGCAGAAAAUUCUUCGUAGGCGGUAACUGGAAAUGCAAUGGAACCACUGAAGAGGUGAAAAAGAUUGUGACUACUUUGAAUGAAGCUAAAGUUCCUGGAGAAGAUGUUGUUGAAGUUGUUGUGAGCCCCCCUUAUGUGUUCCUUCCCUUCGUGAAAAGUUUACUUCGCUCUGACUUCCAUGUUGCUGCUCAAAAUGCUUGGGUUAGCAAAGGUGGUGCUUAUACCGGAGAGAUUAGUGCUGAAAUGCUUGUUAACUUGGAUAUUCCCUGGGUUAUUCUUGGUCACUCUGAAAGAAGACAGCUUCUAAAUGAAUCAAACGAGUUUGUGGGAGACAAAGUUGCCUAUGCACUUUCACUAGGGAGGAAAGUUAUUGCUUGUAUUGGGGAGACUCUUGAACAGCGUGAAUCUGGUAGCACAUUUGCUGUCGUUGCUGAGCAAACAAAGGCAAUUGCAGCUAAAGUAUCAAAUUGGGAUAAUGUUGUUUUGGCCUAUGAGCCAGUUUGGGCCAUUGGAACAGGAAAGGUUGCAACUCCUGCUCAGGCUCAAGAGGUCCAUGCUGAUUUAAGGAAAUGGGUUCACGACAACGUGAGUGCUGAAGUUGCUGCUUCUGUCAGAAUCAUCUAUGGAGGUUCUGUAAAUGGAGGAAACAGCAAAGAAUUGGCAUCACAGCCUGAUGUUGAUGGAUUUUUGGUUGGCGGUGCUUCUUUGAAGCCAGAGUUUGUUGACAUCAUCAACGCUGCCACUGUGAAGAACUGAAAUCCAUAGGUAGAAAUUGAUAUGCUGCUUUACAAGCUGCUUCGGAAAUUUCUGUUUGAGUUUUCAUUCUGUAUUUUGUGACCAAUGCUUUAAGCUUGUGUUUAGUACUAAAUAAAUAUUGUUUCCUUUUAACUCGUCCAUGGGCGAUGAAUUGGAUUUUUGUUAAGUUUCUAUGCAGAAAUAGUGUACUGCCAUAACAUUUGGUUAGUAAAUAAUUUCAAAUUGCCUGUGUUUUUUA